Fulvia fulva is the source of this 528-nucleotide messenger RNA. RefSeq lists its product as uncharacterized. The transcript has a single exon. The record is from RefSeq and is a predicted model, not a curated record. Lineage: Eukaryota; Fungi; Ascomycota; Dothideomycetes; Mycosphaerellales; Mycosphaerellaceae. Bases 1 to 528 code for a protein of 175 amino acids.
AUGCCAUGGCAUGAAGCUCGCUACCCACGCGAUAUCUGUGACGACGAAACAUACCAACAGUACCUGAGCGGCGCUACUCUGUAUAGAACGGACAGAAGUCUUGCACAGGCACGUCGAAAGUAUGAGCUCUGGAACAGACCGGAGUCCUCAGUGCAUCGCAUGCUCAUCUGCCAGCCGCCCGCGGUCGCCGUCGAUAUCCUUUUUCCGUGCAAGCACAAGUCUGACAAUAACGCGGCUCCAUUGUCGUUCCAUGCUGGUCGCGGUGCCAUAGGCGUUACGGCUGGUGAAGUGUUUCAGUAUGUGGUCCGGUCAGGUAAAGGGGGCGGCGAGCGCAGUGGAUACUUCCUUCCAGAACCGUACAAGGUCAACAAAGCUGUCAUGCAGUCGCUGCGGGGCUUCUGGACGAAAGCAUACACUGCUGGAUAUGACGCUAUCGAUGCUAAGAAGGACUGCCACGAAGGCGACUAUGGUGACUCCAGCUCUUGCAGCGAUACUUCGAGUGAGAGCGAAGAUGAAGAUGAAGAAUAA